AUGCCUGUGAUGAAAGGAUUAUUAGCGCCGCAGAACACGUUUCUGGACACUAUAGCCACACGGUUUGAUGGCACUCACAGCAACUUCAUCCUGGCUAAUGCACAGGUGUUGAAGGGCUUUCCCAUCGUCUACUGCUCUGAUGGCUUCUGCGAGCUUACAGGGUUCUCCCGGGCCGAGGUCAUGCAGAAGAGCUGUGCCUGUAAGUUCCUGUACGGGCCAGAGAGCAGCGAAAGCAUCAUCCUCAGCAUUGAUGACGCCCUGGAGGAGCGAAAGGAGUUCAAAGAUGAGAUCAUGUUCUACAAAAAGACAGCUGUGCUGUUCUGGUGUCUGCUGGACAUUGUGCCAAUUAAGAAUGAGAAGGGAGACGUGGUGCUCUUUCUGGCUUCAUUUAAGGACAUCACUGAUACUAAAGCCAAAGUCAUCCAGGAGGACAAGAAGGAGGAGCGACGGCGCGGCAAAGUGAAAACCGGCUCUCAGUUCAGCUCAGCUCGUCUGCGGAGAAGUACGGUGCUCUACCACAUCUCUGGUCACCUCCACAGCAGAGAGAAGAGCAAGAUUAAGCUCAACAAGAAUGUGUUUGGGGAUCUGCCCGCUCUGCCAGAGUACAAGGUAGCAGAUGCCAAGAAAUCGAAAUUCAUCUUGCUCCACUACAGCACGUUCAAAGCCGGUUGGGAUUGGCUGAUUCUACUCGCCACAUUCUACGUUGCUGUGACGGUGCCCUACAAUGUGUGCUUCAUAGGCGAUGAUGACGACCUGACCCGCAGCACAACCGUCAGUGACAUCGCAGUGGAGAUACUGUUCAUCAUCGACAUUGUUUUUAAUUUUCGCACAACCUAUGUCAGCAAAUCGGGCCAGGUGAUCUUCGACGCUCGGCAGAUAUGCAUCCAUUACCUGACCACGUGGUUCGUCAUCGACCUGGUGGCCGCGUUGCCCUUUGACCUGCUCUAUGCCUUCAAAGUCAGCGUGGUGUCUGUGGUCCACCUGUUAAAAACAGUACGUCUGCUCCGGUUGCUGCGUCUGCUCCAGAAGAUGGACCGCUACUCGCAGCACAGCACAGUGGUGCUGACGCUGCUGAUGUCCAUGUUUGCCCUUCUGGCCCACUGGAUGGCCUGCAUCUGGUACAUUAUCGGCAAGAUGGAGAUGGAGGCUAACGCCUACAGCUGGGACAUUGGAUGGCUCCAUGAGCUGGGGAAGCGUCUGGAGUUGCCGUACUAUGCCAUAGGAGGCGUGAACGGGACCAGCAGCGGCCCCGCCAUCCGCAGCGUCUACAUCGCCUCCCUCUACUUCACCCUCAGCAGCCUGACCAGCGUGGGCUUCGGCAACGUGUCGGCCAACACUGACAUCGAGAAGAUCUUCUCUAUUUGCGUCAUGCUUAUAGGAGCACUGAUGCAUGCAUUGGUCUUUGGCAAUGUGACAGCCAUUAUCCAGAGGAUGUACUCACGCUGGUCCCAGUACCACACCAGAACCAAAGACCUCAAGGACUUCAUACGUGUCCAUCACCUGCCACAGAGCCUCAAGCAGCGAAUGUUGGAGUAUUUCCAGACGACCUGGUCAGUCAACAACGGCAUCGACUGUAAUGAGCUGUUGAAAGACUUUCCGGACGAGCUGCGAUCCGACAUCACCAUGCACCUUAACAAGGAGAUCCUGGAGCUGUCGUUGUUUGCCUCUGCCAGUCGCGGCUGCCUGCGCUCCCUCUCGCUGCACAUCAAGACCUCCUUCUGCGCUCCCGGAGAGUACCUCCUACGACAAGGGGACGCACUCCAGGCCAUCUUCUUUGUCUGCUCUGGCUCCAUGGAGGUGCUGAAAGACGGCAUGGUGCUGGCCAUUCUGGGUAAAGGCGACCUGAUCGGGGCGAACCUGUCUUUAGAUGACCGAGUGAUAAAAACCAACGCGGACGUGAAGGCCCUGACCUACUGUGACCUGCAGUGUGUUAACCUCCGGGGGCUGUACGACGUGUUGGAUCUUUACCCCGAAUACUCGAACCGCUUCGUCCAGGACAUCCAGCAGGACCUCACAUACAAUCUGAGGGAGGGACAUGAGACACAUAUUAAGGCCCGACUCUCCACAUCAGCUCUAGAUACUCAGCCUGGGGUGAGAAGGAAUGGAGGAGUGGUUCAGGGCUAUCCACGCAUCAUAGAGGCACAGGAGGAACAUGAGGAAGAUGAAGAGGAGGAGGAAGAAGAGGAGGAGGAAGAUGAGGCUGUGUCUUUGUCUCUGUCAUCUGAGAGGAAACGGGCGGUGAACCUCGGGGACACGGGUGGGAAGUGUCAGCCGAGCCGAUCUAGCCAGAAGACCUCGGGACAGAGUUCCAGUAGGUCUCGGAGGAAGAUCCAGGAAAUAACUCUCACCACUUUAGACCCGUCCAACCUCAGCCCACGGAUAGUGAACGGUAGUGAAGACAGCGAGGGGACAGAGGGUUCCCUAGCUUUCCCCUUCUCUACCAGCCGAGGUUGUCCUGUUAAUGAACCAACCAGUGCCUCUGCGUCCGCCACAGAUAUACUGCAGAUCAGCACAGCAGAGUUAGCAGUUAAAGCAGAAGAGACAAGAGGACAACUGCGACACCUCGACCAGCAGGUGAGUAACCUCGGGAGGGAAGUGGCCGACCUCGGACAAGUCAUGAGGAGAAUGGCCCAACUCAUGGAGACCCUCAUGUCAUCAGGGCCACAACCUACAGUGGUCUGCCCGACGCACUACUCCCCAGCACACCCCACAUACCGGCCCCAUCCCACCCCUCCUAUGUCUUACCCUUCACCAUGCUCCUCUCAGACUGCCUCCAUUUGGACGGACAUGCCUACGUCGUUGCCCUCCUCUCCCCUGACUAUCCCUCUGCAACACGGUGCGAUAUGCCAAAUGGACUUCCUCACACACAGAUCCCAGGACCUCCAGCUGGGGUACUCUGCUAUCCCCAGCUCAACUCCCCCUCCAACUCGCAACUCAUCUGAACUUCAUUUACAGCCCGUCGUCUCAGAGCCUCAUCUGCCUUCCUCGCCCCUCAGCUCACCAGAGUUUUCCCACUACAAAGACAGGGUUUCUGUCUCCAUCAGGUCAAGAGAACCCAGUCCACCUUCACAGGACGGGGGAGAUGAGGGCCCUCAUCAGAGCUCUGGGUGCUCUCUGCAAACUGGAUUUGGGGGCACCUACCACAACCCAACUAAGGGUUUGUAG
Molecule: messenger RNA, 3165 nt
Organism: Anoplopoma fimbria (sablefish)
Lineage: Eukaryota; Metazoa; Chordata; Actinopteri; Perciformes; Anoplopomatidae
Gene: kcnh8
Product: potassium voltage-gated channel, subfamily H (eag-related), member 8
Exons: 16
Coding region: 1-3165 (1054 amino acids)
Biological process (GO): potassium ion transmembrane transport; regulation of membrane potential
Cellular component (GO): membrane
Molecular function (GO): voltage-gated potassium channel activity
Source: RefSeq, a predicted model, not a curated record